This is a messenger RNA of Rotaria sp. Silwood2, 723 nucleotides long. NCBI's taxonomy places the organism in Eukaryota, Metazoa, Rotifera, Eurotatoria, Philodinida, Philodinidae. The record is from the annotation of a GenBank genome assembly.
AUGGGUAUUUUUCGUUUUGGAAAUGCUGAUUAUUCGAUGUACUUUUUUGUUGCAUCAAUCCUCAUGUUUCUCAGUACUCUAUGUUGUAUAACAGCAUUUGCAUCACCCUAUUGGACAAAACGUUAUCUUGAUACACCAAAAGAUUUUCAAAACAUUGGAUUAUGGGAAUUAUGUUUAUAUAAAUAUCGUCAUUAUAAAGAUGAUUUACAAAUUCCUUAUUCUGGUUGUUUUUGGUUUUGGACUAAUGAAAUGUAUCGUUUUCGUGAUUGGAUUAUUCCACCCUGGUUUAAAUGGGUACAGGCAUUUGCUACAUUAGCAUUCAUUUUUACAAUAAUGACAAUUUCAAGUUUAGCUGUAGCAGUUUUUUCAUCAUUUCGUUGGCAAUGGAAAUAUCAAUUAGCUUGGUGUAUUAUGUCUUUUGUUAUAUUUGCUUUUGAACUCAUUGCUAUUACUAUCUAUGGUAUCUAUAGUCAAGAUCGUCUUUGGAUGCCAAGACCAGAAUUUAAUUAUUUAUCGUAUAGUUAUUGGAUUGAAUUUGCUGCACUUGUUUUAGCUUUGGGUGCUUGUGGAUUAUUUGCUGGUGAAGUUCAAUUUCUUCGAGCACCCUAUGAAGGUGAUGUUGAGGAUAAACAAUAUAAUGAUGAAUACGGAUAUGCACCAUCUAAUGGAUCCCAUAUGCAAUUAACUUAUGGACGUAAUCGUAAGCCGCAAUCUGAUCUAUAG